ACAAGAGAGGUGCUUUGAACCUGACAUCGCUUGGGCAUUUCACACCAUGGGAUGACUGCUGGGCCGCUGAUUGAUGAUCUUUGGGAUGACUGGAAACCAGUUGAGCAAACGGCCUUGGAUUUCCUGCUAGGCCAGAAUGCAGAAGACGAAGACGAAGAACCCGAGGAGGAUGACGAAGAUGAAUGGAACCCUGUGUGUCAGGGUGCCGCAGAUGAAACUUGUGAAGGCGGUGAAGGUGGUGGAGAAAGUGCGGACGGUGAGGACUCAGACAGCGAUUGGGCACCUGAGAUUCAGGGUGCGGCCAAUGUUGAGAAAAGUGAGGAGGAGGCUUUGAAAGUACUCUUGCAACCCAAUUUUGUCAAGGAAACUCCUCCAGAGUCCCUGCAGACGAAAAAGGAAGCGGAUGCAGCUGGCCGAAUGCUCCACGAGAUGCGAAGGCCACCGACUUGGGAGGAGGUGAAAGCGGAAAUUCCUCGUGGACCUGAUGUUGACCCAGAUCUCAUCGAAGCUCCUUCUUAUCGGGACAUGUCUCAGGAAGAGGCUCUUGAUCUUGUGCGUCGAGGUGCCUCUGUGAACUUCCAGGGACAACAUGGUCGAACGCCUCUUCACAAAGCAGCAGAGAAGGCGUUUCCGGUCCUGAUCAAGGCUCUUUGCGAAGCGCGAGCCGACCCUGACAGCAGAGAUCACUUUGGUGAGACACCCUUGCAUGUCUUGGCCAAGUCUGGCCACGACGAAGCCAUCUCCAAGUCUCGGCGAUGUGAAGCGAUUCAGAUGCUGCUAUGCCAUGGUGCAGACGUACAUGCAGUGAACCCUCGAGGCCGUGGUGUUCUUCACUUAGCUGUCACGGAGCAUGACUUGCCAGCAAUCGAAACCCUGAUUGAAGGCAUGGCAGAUGUGAAUGGGCAAGACCUGGCUGGAUUCACACCGUUGAUGUGGGCAGCCGGGCGGGACAGUGCCGACGGUGUGAAGAUGCUGUUAGAUUGCGAGGCUGACUUGCUGGUGAAAGCAGCCCGCGGUCAAACUGCUAUGACCUUUGCUUUGACAAACGGGUGCAAUGCAAUCGUAGACAUUCUGGACAAACAUCAAGCCAUUCUGGAUGCUGAAGAGGCCAGACGAAUCAAGGAGAAGGGUGAGCAGCGAGAUGAGGAUCUGGAGGAGAACUGGACAGAGACCUUGCAGCUGCCCAAGCCUGAAUGGGCUUGCAAGCAUGAGAAGCCAGCCAACCUGGAGCCAUAUGCCGGAAGGAGGAUCUAUGCAGAAGCCAAGCCAGACAGGCACUCCAAUGUCUAUGUCGGCAAGUUUGGGCCAUGAGAGAGCUCGGCAAAGAAACGGACACCGGGACGAUCGAAGAAAUGGACGAAAGCGGACGUCCAUGAGCCCAUUGACCUUCUUCUCGAGAGUUG
Messenger RNA from Durusdinium trenchii, 1403 nucleotides. NCBI's taxonomy places the organism in Eukaryota, Dinophyceae, Suessiales, Symbiodiniaceae. The record is from the annotation of a GenBank genome assembly.